UAUGGCAGAGUCAAAUUCAACUGUUGCUGACGCAUGGGAUGAUCUGAUCAAAGAUAUUCAAAACACAGCAGCUACUAUUGUGGUCGUGCCAAUGGUGAUAUUGGUUGCGUCCAUGAUCAUGCUGCUGAUCACGUUAAUCUCGAUUAUCAAGAGUCCCGAAAAGCGUAGAUCGACGCCGGGCAAGCUGAUUGCGUGGCAGUCAGGCACGCUGCUCCUUGGAUAUUUCUUCUCGACCACCUUGUGCACCAUCCUCCUCAUCUUCCUUUACGACCCACUCACCGGCUUCAUCAUUCUCGUAUUCAGCAUACACGCCAUAUUUAUCCUCAUGGGCGUCUUCUAUCUAAGCUCGCAUUUCUGGCUCAAUGUGCUGUGUUUUGAAGUUUUCUUCAGAUUCAGGAGUUUGACCAGCUUGGUUGUGAACAAAGACGGCAACAGUGACAACUUCCGAUUCCCCGUAUACUGUUCCUACGCAAUACUAACACCAGUUUUCCUUACGCUAGUCGCAGCGCUGUGCAUCAUCAUCGUUGGAAUAGAUUUUUCUUCAAUUCUGAUGAUAGUCUACGGCUUCCCGGUUCUGCUUCUUACUGUGGCUAAUAUUACUUUCUUUACCAUUACCCUACGAAAUGUACUGAUAAUGAAAAAAGACACGAAAAUUUUACACAGCAAUGAAAGUAAGACUAGCGAGGCGAAAACAAUCAGCUCUGUGUGGCUGUCUCUGAAAAUGCUGUUGUCAAUGCUUGGUGUGACUUGGAUUUUUGAAGCGGCGUUGAUCAUUGGAUUCAUUCUGAAUCUGCCCCCAAAAGUUAUUUUUUACACCGCGGUUUUGACCUCUCUUCGCGGUGUUACUCUCUCUUCAAUUUACCUUAUCUUUAACAAAAAUAAGAAUUGAGAAUAGUUAUAAAUAUUUUAAUUACAUUUUCUAGACAGAAUAAUUAACA
Messenger RNA from Cloeon dipterum, 938 nucleotides. Its product is annotated as probable G-protein coupled receptor Mth-like 1. Bases 2 to 889 code for a protein of 295 amino acids. The transcript is spliced from 5 exons. The record is from RefSeq and is a predicted model, not a curated record. Lineage: Eukaryota; Metazoa; Arthropoda; Insecta; Ephemeroptera; Baetidae.